AUGUCGGCGGUUGAGAACCUUCAAGGGACUGAUUUGAAAUCGAGAGUUCACUCGUUCAUGUUCUCAGAUUCACUUCGAUCUGUGACCUCGACGACCUCGACCGCCUCGAGGUCCAGGGCUCUGAGGCGUCGUUCGAUCGGCAUCGAAGUAAAGAAACCACUGCUGCGACGAGUCAGCCUGUUGGACUUGGUCAAUUCUUCUCUGGAUCCCUUUGCCGUCUUGGCCAGCAAGAACUCCUCUUUGGAGAUUGAUCUUGAUCUGCACACAGCCAGUGACACGAAAGGACUACCUCGAAGCUCAUCAUUCAGCUAUGGAGCAGACUCCAGGAAAGACCAGCGGGAGCUCCCUUUGCUCGUGUCCGUGGUGCAUCGAACCAAACUUCCUGAACGUCUCGACUCCACGGGGGCGUUGACCAGGAGCGUGAGCGAGCGAAUGUUGAGAGCUGCCAACGUGAAGGAGGUGGAAAGAAGCAGAAGCGAUGCAAACCUGGAGUCCGAAGUAGGGGAGCGAGCGCGAGCAUCACUGAUAGAAAGGAACAUGAAACGAAUCGAAUCAGGGGAGCUGACGUACAAGGAAGUAGCUGCUGCUGCGGCGGAAGCUCGAAAGGUGACUGAAGUAUCUGAGCGACUGACGGGCACGCGGGACAACAAUGCAAGCGGCAAGGUCAAGGCUAAGCCUCGCAAGAUGAUCGAGCAGGAACUUGAUGAGAAGAUCAGCAGCUGGCGAUGCAAUGAGGACGAGCUGCAAGCUCGUGUAUCGAAGCACAGAGAGCACCUCAAGUCGGGUAAGGCCCCGAUGAAGCUCUUCAUGUCGACUCGGAGCUUCAAACCAGACAAUCUCGAAGCUAUUCGUGCUAUUCGAAGUCAAAAGUACAAGGAGCGAAGAGAUCUCGUAAUGAAGUCACACAGGGAAAAUUUGCAGAAGUCAAGCGACGACGCACUCGCUGUAUUGCAGAUUAAAGAGCAAAAACGAGUGGAGUAUCGAAGAGAAGCUGAACUUGCCAAGAAACAGCAGAAGGAAGAGAUGAUAGCAAAGUUGCUGCUGCCUGCGAUGAUAGCUGUGAAUCAACUUUGCCAUCUGCGGCAAGUUUUCCAUCUGAGAAGAACCAUCCAAGCGAUGCAAGAAGCAGCCGAGAGGCUUCAACGAUUCGUCAAAUGGAAAUUCUGGUACUUCAGGUUCAAGAACAAUUGCUUUCUCAAGAAAAUGUUUCGAAAAUACAUGUGGAGAGCUCUGAUGGCGCACAGAAUACGAAAGAAGAGGAGAUCAGUUGCACUUGUCGUGGAGUUCGUGAAGGACUCUCUGCGUUAUUCGGCAUUCGCUCAAGUGCUGAAGGUGUACAAGUACAAGGUCUUGCUCAUCCAGCGGCAGCUUCGGCGUAUGAUGGCUUUAAGAGCUGCUCACCUCCGCCUGGCGCAGAAGCAGUACGACGACGUAGUGCAGCAGCAGCGAGAGCGCGAGUUGAACGACCCUCUCAAUGUCAAGGGUCUCUUAGCAAGGUCCAAGGCUGCUUCCAGCAGAAAUCUACUCGCUGCCCCCUCGUCUCCGCGCGUCGCCAAGCCUGGCACCCUCAGCUGGAACUCGAUAAACUUCAAGCAUAUGCCCAACUCGUCUGAGAGCUUCGUGCUGGUCGAGCUCGAGAUGCUUCUUACCAGAAGGAGGAGGGCCUUUGCGGAGGAGCUACACAGAUGGCGGCAGGAGAAGAAGGAGUGGCUGAGAGACAAGAAGCAGAUGUAUGAUAUCGAGGAGCAGGCAAAGAAUCUCUUGUCUCAGAUCACCAAGGACCCGUCCAGGCUUCUCGCCCUCCCCAAGAGAAGCGCCAAGAAUCCUGCCGCCCUCUGGCUACUCGGCUUUGAUGAGAGCUACACUUGGCAGAACUUCCUCGAGGAGACGCCCCAAGGCAGAGAGAGAAACCCCCGGUACCGCCAGUCGGGACCCCCUCGUCCCCUGUAUGAUGUCAACCUCGAUUUAACGCUGGAGCUCUUCCCGCUCUUUCUCCGGAUAUUUCGUCGUGCUCGACAUGCGGAAGAGCAAAUGUCCGUUGCUGCUGGAAGAGGAGGAGGAUGA
Messenger RNA from Guillardia theta CCMP2712, 2064 nucleotides. RefSeq lists its product as hypothetical. The transcript has a single exon. NCBI's taxonomy places the organism in Eukaryota, Cryptophyceae, Pyrenomonadales, Geminigeraceae. The coding region runs from base 1 to 2064 and encodes 687 amino acids. The record is from RefSeq and is a predicted model, not a curated record.